CGUGUCCGGGGGCGUGUCCGGGGCGUGAGGCGGCCAUGGCGCGGGUGCUGGUGGUGGGCGCGGGGCUGACGGGCGCGGCGGCCGCGGCGCUGCUGCGCGGGGCCCCGCGGGGACAGGUGGCCGUCUGGGACAAGGCGCGGGGCGCAGGGGGCCGCAUGAGUACGUCCCGCGCCGACCGCGGCAGCGCCGACCUGGGCGCGCAGUUCGUCACCUGCGAGCCGGAGCUUGCGGGGCCGCGGCUCAGCUUCUAUGAGGACCUUGUGUCUCAAGGCAUCCUGAAGCCGCUGACCGCUCCCGUGGAAGGAAUGGUGGUGAGAGAAGGCUCCCGAAAUUACGUGGCACCCCAGGGCAUCUCUUCGGUCGUCAAGUACUAUUUAGAACAGUCAGGUGCAGAUGUGUCCUAUGAGCAGCAGGUAACUCACAUCUCCCUGCGGGAUGGGAGGUGGGAAGUCUCCAGGAAAGCGGGGCCCCCGGAACAGUUUGAUGUGGUAAUUCUCACCAUGCCUGUCCCACAGAUUCUCCAGCUGCAAGGUGACAUUGUGAACACUCUCCCCCUGCCUGUUGGUGACAGUCACGACGCCGUGUUUGCUGCUUCAGGCACUGAAACACCAGCAGUAAUUAAUGAAAGUCAAAAGCAGCAACUGGAAUCUGUGAGCUACUCAUCCCGCUACGCCCUGGGACUGUUUUAUGAGGCUGGGACAGGGAUUGCUGUCCCCUGGGCUGCUCAGUACAUCACUGAUAAUCCCUGCAUACGCUUCAUCUCCAUCGAUAACAAGAAGCGCAAUAUAGAAUCUCCUGAAAUUGGGCCCUCAGUCGUGGUGCACACGACAGUGACCUUUGGAAGUGAGCACCUGGACUCAGACCCUGCAGAGGUGCAGCAGAUCAUCCUCAGCCACCUGCAGAGGAUUGUGCCCUCCCUGCCCGAACCCAGCAGCAUCAAGUGCCAGAGAUGGAGAUACUCCCAGGUUACAAGGGCUGUGCCCAAUUGUCCAGGACAGAUGAUUCUUCACACUCAGCCUCUCCUGAUCUGUGGGGGUGAUGGAUUCACUCGUUCCAACUUUGAUGGCUGCAUAGAGUCUGCCAUGAGCCUUGCACAGGCUGUGAAGCCUCAUUUACAGCAAUUUCAAAGUCAGGCUGCUAAACUUCCUCUAGAUUUGCUAUGAAUUUUGCUGUGAUGGAUUGAAUUUGAACAUCAUCUUACAAAAAACAAAUAAAGGAAGAUGUAUCGGUGUGCUGGAAUAAUUACUGGGAUGGAAUUAAAUUGAAUUUUCCAGGA
Molecule: messenger RNA, 1276 nt
Organism: Poecile atricapillus (Black-capped chickadee)
Lineage: Eukaryota; Metazoa; Chordata; Aves; Passeriformes; Paridae
Gene: RNLS
Product: renalase, FAD dependent amine oxidase
Exons: 8
Coding region: 36-1163 (375 amino acids)
Cellular component (GO): extracellular region
Molecular function (GO): oxidoreductase activity, acting on NAD(P)H
Source: RefSeq, a predicted model, not a curated record